Molecule: messenger RNA, 951 nt
Organism: Closterium sp. Naga37s-1
Lineage: Eukaryota; Viridiplantae; Streptophyta; Zygnematophyceae; Desmidiales; Closteriaceae
Source: the annotation of a GenBank genome assembly
AUGGGGGUACCUCCUAGGUACUGUGCGAUCAACGAGAUGGCGUCAAAGCACCAUCCCAACCUCGUCCGGCUGCUGGGAUACUGCGUUGAGAUCAACGAGAUGGCGUCAAAGCACCACCCCAACCUCGUGCGGCUGCUGGGAUACUGCAUCGAGGUGGACAAGGCAGCUGAGAGCACGGAGCAAAUACUCAUUUAUGAGUUUAUGGACAAUGGAGAUCUCGAGCGGUGGAUCGGACCAGGUGUUGAGAAGCCGCUGACCUUGCGGCAACGUUUUGAUGUGCUCAUCGGGGUGGCUCAGGGCCUGCAGUACCUCCACGGCUUCAAUAUUGUUCACCGAGAUAUUAAGCCCGCCAACAUCCUGCUCGACAAGAAGAUGCAGGCCAAGAUAGCUGACUUUGGGCUCGUAAGGAUGGGCGAGGGCACUGCAGUGGGUCAUACGCGAGUCAUGGGAACACCGGGCUAUGUGGACCCUGCUUACUUCAAGUCGCAGAAGGCCACUCCAGCAGCAGACGUGCACAGCUUUGGAGUGGUGAUGCUGACAGUCAUCACUGCCCGCAAGGCUUUGGACUAUCUUGACGACAACCAAGUCAACCUGAAGAAAUGGGCCGAGGAUGCAGAUGCUAUCAAGGACCCACGUCUGGACGCCCCCAGCGACGUCAUUCUGAAUCUCACCCGCUUCGCCCUCUCCUGCACCGCCACGCCCGUCGCCACCCGCCCCUCCAUGCCGCGCAUUCUCUCCGACCUCAUCGCCAUGAAAGAGGAGUUUCUUGGCGCUGACGUGGAUCCAGUGCUGGUGAAUAUUGAUAGUGACUUGGCGGACCGCAAGGGGUCGAGCUUCUCGCAGGAGAUUCGGCGGGCACAUAAGGUGGCCUCAGAGCGUGAAGGGGUGUCGGGUUUGAGCGCUGGGAUGGUGUCAAUCGGGGAAGUGGAUUCCUCUGAUAGCGGCAUAUGA